CACUCUCAGUCAUUGCCUCAUUGGGGGCAGAAGUCAAUCUUUUUUUCCCCCAAAUUAUCGUUUUACCAAAAAAAUUUCAGUCAGGAUGCAAAUAUUUUCAAUAAGUUCCACAAUUGUAUCACCACAUCCUUCCGUAACAUUAACUCAGAUUUCACCACUUCAAUUUUAUGAUUAUAAGAAUAACAAUCUCAAAAAACACUCGAUUCAAUGCUUGAAAAAAGAAGAAAAAGAAGAUAAAAGGCCGAAAAAAACAAUAGUAUUGAGAACAUGUAAACAAUGUAAAGCCCAGUUCGAUCCUUCUCUCAAUCAUCCCAAUGCUUGUCGUUUCCACUCUGCUCAUUUUGGAGGAGAAACUAAGAGGAAAUUUGAAAGUGUAUAUAGUGGAGGCACCAUGAAUACGUCUGAAUCCGGUAAAGUGUUUCAGUAUUGGCAUUGUUGCGGGUCCGAAGACCCAUUUGAUCCUGGCUGCACUGCUUCUCCACAUUCGUCGUAUGACGACUGAUGUAUUUCUGCACAUUUUGAAUAAAAGCCAAGGUUCAUCUCGACCCAAAUUUCUUCGUUUUAUAGCUUUUCCAUUGUACUGGGAGAUCAUUGUAUAUCAAAAUCAAAUACUCUCUUGUUCUUGAAACUUAGACGAAUAUAAGGUUUCUGUAAUAUUCCCUUGUAUACGUGUAUUACAAUCUUCAGUGGCGCUAGUUUAUGAUAAGUUUACCCGUCUUGUUUCUAGA
Erigeron canadensis is the source of this 728-nucleotide messenger RNA. RefSeq lists its product as uncharacterized. The coding region runs from base 86 to 502 and encodes 138 amino acids. The record is from RefSeq and is a predicted model, not a curated record. NCBI's taxonomy places the organism in Eukaryota, Viridiplantae, Streptophyta, Magnoliopsida, Asterales, Asteraceae. The transcript is spliced from 2 exons.